UUGUUUAAUAUUAAUAUAUUUAACCCGACUUUUUAAAACAAAAUACGUAAUGCUAACUAGUGCUUAGAGCUAGGAGCACUGCUGUCUAAUUAAAGAUCAUCAAUUAACAGUGUUACCACAACCACGCCACCCGUGCACACGGCACCAAAUUACUAACAAAAUCCCUUCUUGGAUAGAAAAGAUAUUAAAAAGUUAACCAUUUGUUUUGCAAGCUUUACACAUCCGAUAGCUGAUUACUUGACACUGUAUCAUUCACGCUUUAUUUAUAUCGUUCCUUGUUUUGUAUGUAGCUUUGCAUUGUGUUUUCUGAUGAUGUUAUCAAUUUAGUAAGGAUUUUGGAUUAAAUUUUGUAGUUAUCAUUGUUCAAGCGUAGAAAUUUUACGUCAAAUGCUCCCUUAAAACCUGUUUAUAAGAAGUUGGUUAUAAAAAUGCCAAUACUAUAUAGCGUUAUAUCUAGAGGCAACACAAUUUUAGCCCGAUAUGCAAGCUGCACCGGCAAUUUUGCAGAAGUUACAGAACAGAUCAUUGCCAAAAUACCAGCGCGAAAUGAUAAACUUACAUAUUCACAUGGAAAUUAUUUGUUUCACUACAUUUGUGAACACGGAAUAAUUUAUAUGUCUAUUACAGACAAUGAAUUUGAACGCAGUAGAGCAUUUUUAUUUUUAAACGAAAUAAAAAGAAGAUUUCAGUCACAGUAUGGCGCAAGUGCUAGUUCGGCUAUUGGGUAUGCUAUGAAUGCUGAUUUUGCAAAAGUUCUGGCUAAUGAAAUGAAGCACUAUUCAGAGUCACAUGAUGUAGACACUAUUUCAAAAGUCCAUAGUGAAUUAGAUGAGUUAAAGAACAUUAUGGUUAAAAACAUUGAUAGUAUCGCUAUGAGAGGUGAACGGCUUGAACUAUUAGUGAACAAAACAGAAAAUUUAAGUAGUGGAUCAGUAUCAUUUCGUCAAACAAGCAGAAACUUAGCCAGAUCAAUGUUCUGGAAAAAUGUCAAACUUUACUUUAUUGUUGGAAUAGUAAUAAUUGUGAUAGUCUAUUUCAUCAUUUCUAUGUCCUGUGGUGGUCUAUUGUGGAAGGGCUGUAUUUCAAACAAGUAAAAUUCAUAAUAUGGGUUUACUAGGUAAUAGAGUAAUAUGUAAUUUAUAUAUAAAUCUUAUAAAAACGAUAUGCAAAUAUGAAGUAAAAUAAUCUUGAUUAGUUAUUUAUUUCAUUGUACAAGGCUAUAUAUGAG
This is a messenger RNA of Cylas formicarius (sweet potato weevil), 1228 nucleotides long. RefSeq names its product vesicle-associated membrane protein 7 (gene Vamp7). The coding region runs from base 429 to 1094 and encodes 221 amino acids. The record is from RefSeq and is a predicted model, not a curated record. NCBI's taxonomy places the organism in Eukaryota, Metazoa, Arthropoda, Insecta, Coleoptera, Brentidae. Gene Ontology annotation, molecular function: SNAP receptor activity; SNARE binding. Gene Ontology annotation, cellular component: membrane; SNARE complex. Gene Ontology annotation, biological process: vesicle fusion; exocytosis. The transcript is spliced from 5 exons.